Syzygium oleosum is the source of this 4419-nucleotide messenger RNA. RefSeq names its product disease resistance protein RUN1-like. Lineage: Eukaryota; Viridiplantae; Streptophyta; Magnoliopsida; Myrtales; Myrtaceae. The record is from RefSeq and is a predicted model, not a curated record. Gene Ontology annotation, molecular function: ADP binding; protein binding. The transcript has 6 exons. Gene Ontology annotation, biological process: defense response; signal transduction. Bases 93 to 3863 code for a protein of 1256 amino acids.
CUAAUUUUUAACACCACCGAAGACGCAGCUCCAAGUCAAGCAAACACCAGAGCGAGACGAGAGACCUUUUGUGAGGGAAACCCACCAAAAACAUGGCAGCACACGGUGGUUCCGGCGCGUCGGCCACCCAGUACGACGUGUUCCUGAGCUUCAGAGGGCCCGACACCCGCGACACCUUCACCGACUGCCUCUACCGGACCAUGGUCGGCCAGGGGAUCGUCGCCUACAGAGACAGCGAAGACCUUCACGCCGGUGAUCGGAUCGACGAUCUCCUGACAGCGGUCGGCGACUCCAAGAUCUGCAUUCCGGUCCUCUCCAGAGGCUAUGCUUCGAGCGCUUGGUGCCUCCGCGAGCUCGCUUGUGUGACGGAGCUCAACGAAUCGACCGGGAAGCCGGAGAUCCUGCCCAUCUUCUUUGACGUCACGCCCUCCGACGUCAAGCUCAAGACGAAACUGUACGUGGAGGACUUGGAGAAGCACGAGCAGAGGCCCGGCGGCGAGAGCAGGGAACGGUGGGAGGCGGCUCUGAGAAAAGUGGGUGAGAUCAAGGGAUGGGAAGUCCAAGGGAAAGCACACGGUGAAGUCAUUGAUCUCGUUGUGAAAGAGGUUCUGCUUAAGCUGAAAGUAAAACAAAGACCUAUGGACAGCAAAUUGGUUGGGGUAGACGAACAAGUAGAAGCCAUAAUGGAGUUGUUAGAUGUUGACUCUGACACUAGUGUGCGUUUCGUUGGAAUCCAUGGAAUGGGUGGCAUCGGUAAGACUACUCUUGCUACGGUUGUUUUCAAUGAAUUAUGUCCUUGCUUUGAUGGCAAAUGCAGCUUCAUUGGGAACAUCCGAGAAUCAUCAAACAGAAAUGGCCUAGUAGAUCUGCAGAAACAGUUGGCAUCAGACAUCUUUGAUUCCAGAUUUGUCGAAAAAUUUAUCAACGCUGAUGAAGGGAUGGAUAGCAUAAGAAGGAGAUCUGGUUCUAAGAAAGUUCUCAUUGUUCUAGACGAUCUAGACAAGAAAGAACAACUUAAGAAAUUAGUGGGGGGGCCUGAAACUUUUGGUCUUGGUAGUAAGAUUAUCAUUACAACAAGGGAUAAACGGAUUCUAGAUGAAGAGAAGGGAAUCUUAGCUUAUGAAGUAAAGCAAAUGGAUCAUGAUAAAGCACUAGAGCUUUUCAGUCUGCAUGCCUUUAAUGAUGUCUCUCCUCCCUAUGCUCUUCAGAUUCUCUCUCGAGAAGUUGUAUCUAUAACUGGGGGACUCCCAUUGGCUCUUGAAGUCAUAGGUUCCUAUCUUCGUCACCAAAAAGUGGAAAUAUGGAAAGAAAUGCUAAAAAGGUUGAAGAAAGUACCUCAUAAUGAAGUCCAGGAUAAGUUGAGGAUAAGUUACAAUGCAUUAGGAGAUGUGGAAAAAGAAAUUUUUCUCGAUAUCGCAUGCUUUUUCAUAGAUGAAGAGAAAUCAUGGGCAACCUAUUUCUGGGAUGCUUGCGAUCUAUACCCACAUAGCUCAUUGAAAAAACUUAUUGAUUUGUGUCUAAUUAAAAUUGUUCGUGGUGAUGCUAUAUGGAUGCAUGAUCAGCUGAGAGACCUUGGAAGGGACAUCGUUCGCCAAGAAUGUAUUGGGAAUAUGAUAGGGCGCAGUAGGUCAUGGAAUGGCGAAGAAGCUCUGAAAGUAGUAAGAUCAAAAGAGAGAAAGGAUAAAGUUCAAGCGCUUAGUCUGGUUGGACAUCGUUCAAAUCCCAUCAGCAUUGUGGAUGAAGAACUUGAGAGGAUGCCUAGUCUGAAAUUCCUCAAGUUAAGAGCAGGGACUUUUGUUGGAGACGUCAACAAUUAUCUCCUGGAGCUAAGAUGGCUCUCUUGGGGUUAUCCUCCUCUAGAUUGUAGAAUGGCCAAUAUGCACUUGAAGAAUCUAGUUGUUUUCAUACUUUCAGACAAUAAAAACACCGAAAACUGGGGUGGAUGGAACAUUUUGAAGAUGGCAAACAAAUUGAAAGUUCUUUCUCUCUCAAGAUGUAAUAUAUUGAAACGGACUCCAGACUUUUCUGGAUGCUUGAGUUUGGAGAGGCUGUCUCUUGAUGACUGUCUAAACUUGCAAGAAGUUGACUACUCUAUUGGGAUGCUGAAAGGUCUUACUCACUUGGACAUUACUUGUUGUCUACGUCUUCGAAAUUUGCCCGAAGAGAUUGGAGGACUGGUGAAUCUGAAGCACUUCUCUAUUAAAAAGUGCGACAAAAUGGAGAAACUUCCAUACUCUAUUGGGAAAUUAGUAUCAUUGUAUGAGUUGGAUAUAUCAUACACGGAAAUUACAAGUUUAUCUGAUUCUAUUGGUAAUGCAAAACACCUGUCAUUCCUUGAUCUAUCAUACACGUCAAUUGUGGAACUUCCAAUUUCUAUUGGAGAGCUUACGCAACUCAAGUUCCUUUCACUCCAUCAAUGUAGAAAUUUGGGGGAGCUUCCAGAAUCAAUAGGCAAUCUGAGAUCGUUACAGACGUUGCAACUCUCAGGGACAAACAUUGUUGAGUUACCUGAUUCGAUAAAAAAUCUCAAGCAAUUGAAGGUGAUGAGUAUGGGAAAUAGUCCAAUAAGGAUGUUACCUGCCAGUAUUGGAAUGCUAGAGAGGUUGGAAAAGCUCGAUGCCCAAGGCUGUGAACAACUUGCAGGCGAACUUACCACUGAAAUUGGUAAACUAUUGUCUCUAAGUAUCCUAGACAUAUCAUACACUCGUGUUCGUGUAGUGCCAACGGCAAUCAAUUCCCUCACACAACUCCAAGAGCUAUAUUUAACGGAUUGUAAUGAGCUUCAAGAGUUGCCUAAACUUCCCCCGAGUUUGAAUUAUCUAAGUGUUCAAUCGACAUCAUUGAAAUUAGUUCCGGAUCUCAGUAACCUCACAAAUCUAGUGAAAUUGCAUCUGUCUAACGGCUCUGGACAAGCACUUGCUCAGGCAUCAAACCCAAUGCAAACUCUUCAAUUGCAAUGGAUGGGAAAGUUAUCUAAGCUGGAGAACUUGAGCUGGGGCCUUUCAGAUGUUCCUGUGCCAUUAGCGGAGUUGGGUUGCCUACCUCGACUUAGAGAACUCACUUUUUCUUGCAUGGACACUUUCGACUCAGUCAUCAUUGGACCACAAUUUUCCAACUUGAAAUAUUUGUCCAGAUUGAAUCUUUAUCGCUCUCCAUUGAGGGAAAUUCAACUCGAUGGGCUUGAACUGUUGAGAGUUUUGAAUGUGAGAGAUUGCGAGUUUCUUGAGAGAUUGUCAGUUUUUUCAUCAAGCUUGAGGAAGCUCUGUGAAAUGGAAGUUUUACAUUGCCCAGAGCUACUUGAAAUUCGAUUUCUGAAUACAAUGGAAUCACUGGAGAAACUUUAUGUUAGACGCGGCAAUUCCCUAGGAGAAUUGUAUGGUUUAUCAAACUCGAAGAAGCUGAAGACUUUAGGGUUAGAAAUGUGCAAUGGGCUAAGAGUUAUUGAGGGCCUUGAAGAAUUGGAGCUUUUGGAUUUUCUAUUUUUGGUCGGGUGUAGAUCGUUGGAAAUGUUGACUGAUGUAUCCGAUUCGAAGAUACCAAAUGAAUGCAGGAUACGUGUAUGGUAUUGCGCGAAUUUACCAGAUACUAAUGGCCGUUGUUUCAGUUACAGGGAUUACAGAGAGAUGAUUCUUGACAGGACGAGGAAGACUUUCAAUGAGGAGGAUGAAAUGGAGAAACAUUUGGAAGAUUCAACGAUGGAGUACGACAGCAAUGAUUGUUCCAUAUUAGAAUGUAUCUGCAAGCCCCUACGGUUUUUUCAAGUGAAAGUCUUCGGAGGCAUACAGAAAAAGUACAUUGUCUUGCAGGAUAAUGCAGACGUGGAGUCAGGAAAAACUGAAUGGAUCUCUAUGCAUUAUGUUUAAGGGUAUAAAAGUUAAUCGAUGGCUCCAAGAGAAUACUUGCAGUCUUCUUGAUAAACUCAAGUGCACUGUGGUUGAGGGACAAGUUUCCGGGAAACAGGAAUGCAGUUUGCAUAUGGAUCUUCUCUGCUUUGAGGAUUUACUAACUGUCCAUUGAUUGAGGUGUACCCAGUGUAUCUUUGGAUGUUUGCUAACACGUUAUUAUCGUGCGACUUGGAUAGCAUUGCACCGGCAGGGUCUUUCGAGACUGAGCGGGGAAAGAGGUUUCUGACAAAUCCUGCCAAGUCACCCAUAAGUCGAUCCCACAGGAAGACUCUGAUUGAAGCUACAUUUAUCGAGUUUGGCAAACCAUCGUAAUCAGAUUCUCUUUCUGGCUGGUUCAAAGUUGCAAUAGAACUUUUAGAGUCUUCUUGGCUGAAUAAUAUAGACAAUCACUAGAAACGGGCAAGUUUCUUGAAACAAAAAAAUGAUCACUAGAUAACAGAUGGUAUGUUUGUGAACGCGCUGACACCUCGAUCUAUAGAAGUUUACCUGAUGCCGACAGUAUUGAGUUUGGAAA